Jatropha curcas is the source of this 1147-nucleotide messenger RNA. RefSeq lists its product as uncharacterized. Gene Ontology annotation, molecular function: protein binding. Lineage: Eukaryota; Viridiplantae; Streptophyta; Magnoliopsida; Malpighiales; Euphorbiaceae. The record is from RefSeq and is a predicted model, not a curated record.
UCAAUGUCUUGAAAGAGGAGAGGUUCCCUUUCCUUCUCUCUUGUUUCUGAAAGAGCACAUUGCACCCAAAAGCUACUUAUACUCAAAAAGCACUUGUCUGUUUCUCAAAUAUAUCUUUCCAUCUCAAAAGCACUUUUCCCUUAAGCAUGCUUUUAAGGAGCUCUUCAACUUCCAUACUGGACUCAUGGCUUCCACACUCCAGAGACUCAUCACCAGAGCCAGAAUUUCAAAUUUUUCAAAGAACCAAAUCAAUAAUCUCCUUUCACUCCCAAACUUCCAUCGAUGACGCAGUAAAAAGAGUGGUCACAACCCAAGAAAAACCCAUUUUGCGAAAAACCAAGAAAAGCUCAUCUAUAUGUAAGAACGAUAGUAAUAAUUCGGAUCAAGAAGCAAAAAACAUUUCAAGAGUUCAAGGACUCUUUUCAAGUUCUGGGUUAGGAGAGAGAGUGGCAGAUGAUAAUGAUAAUGAGGUUAAGUAUAAGCUGCAAACACUAGCGGUGGGAGGUGGUGAUGGUGGUGGAGGUGGUGGUGGUUGUGGUAGUGGUAAUGGAGGAAGAUCAGAUGGUGGAGAUGUUAAUGGUGGGUUUGAAUUUUAUGGGAAUGACAGUACUGAUGCUUAUUACAAGAAAAUGAUUUCUGCAGAUCCUGGCAAUGCACUUUUACUUGGAAAUUAUGCUAAGUUUCUUAAAGAGGUUAAAGGAGAUUUUGCUAAAGCAGAGGAAUACUGUGGAAGAGCAAUUUUGGCAAAUCCAAGUGAUGGAAAUAUUUUGUCAAUUUAUGCUGAUUUAAUAUGGCAAAAAGAGAGGGAUGCUCAGAGAGCUGAGAAUUACUUUGAUCAAGCUAUUAAAACUAACCCUGAGGAUUGCUAUGUUCUUGGUUCAUAUGCUAGAUUCUUAUGGGAUGCUGAAGAAGAAGAAGAAGAAGAAGAAGAAGAAGAGCAAGAAAAUGAAAAUGAAACUGUGUCUCCACCAAGUUUCUUCCAUGGUCCUUCCCAUCCUCCUCUAGCUGCAGCUUCAUAAUCUCUUUUCUGUAAGGAGAUUAGUUUUAUAAUUUUGUCUAAAAAUAACUUAGAUUUGUAACAAUGUUAUCAUCUAAAUGUCAACUCUUUUCACCUGUGGAAUAUAGUAGAGAUAACUUAACAUUUUUC